Molecule: messenger RNA, 538 nt
Organism: Meriones unguiculatus (Mongolian gerbil)
Lineage: Eukaryota; Metazoa; Chordata; Mammalia; Rodentia; Muridae
Gene: Prlh
Product: prolactin releasing hormone
Exons: 3
Coding region: 162-428 (88 amino acids)
Biological process (GO): response to peptide hormone; G protein-coupled receptor signaling pathway; feeding behavior
Molecular function (GO): prolactin-releasing peptide receptor binding; neuropeptide hormone activity
Source: RefSeq, a predicted model, not a curated record
GCCGGGGGCUUCCGUUGCCUCCUUGGUGGCCUAUAAAAGGUGAGCAGCCAGGCAGGCCUCACCUCACUCCCAGGCAGCCCUGUCACCACACUCAAAGGACAGCAAGCCAUACUGUCCCUGUGGGAUCCAGUCUCCAGUGCAUCACUGAGGAAUCCAGAAGCAUGGAACUGAGGGUGUGGCUUCUGUGCUUGCUGCUACUAGGCUCAGUCCUCCCAGGAGCUUCCAGCCAAGCCCACCAGCACUCCAUGGAGACGCGCACCCCUGACAUCAAUCCCGCCUGGUACACGGGCCGUGGGAUCAGGCCUGUGGGCCGCUUCGGCAGGAGGAGGACAGCCCCGAGGGACAUUGCCAUCACCGAGCCGGGCCUGCGGUGCCGGCUCAGCUGCCUCCCGGAGGAUGGAAGCGCCAAGUUCUCUCAGCAUGGAUAACAGCUCAGCUCAUGAAGACAGUGAUGCUGAGCCCAACCCCACCCUCCCUCUCCCCUGCGGGGCCUCCCUUCCCUCUCCUCUGCUUUCCCUCUACUCUAAUAAAAGUGAUG